CCCAUCCGUGUUUCCACCUAAUGCUUCACGCUUCUGGAGUUCAUAAGUCGCUGCCUUCGUUUUAACUAUUUCAACAAGAAGUCGGUCAGCUUCAAACGAUUGAAGUAUUAGCUUAUUUUGGCUAGCAGGCUAACUCGUGCUAAGCUAAAUAGCUCGCCAGUCCAGCAUUUAAUUUUGUUUUUAUUUAAACAAACUUAACGUUCAAGCUCCGUGGUGGUCAUUCUUCGUGCUAAAAGGUGGCUAGCGAUAGCCGAUGAUUGCGUUGUUUUUUGGCCUUGUGUUUAUGCGCAAUUCAGUGCUUUGGCAUUAUGUAAACAACAAGUGCACGUUUUAUUUUUAAAGAUUAUUUGGUGUGUUAAUCGUGAAACAUUAGAGAAAAGCGCAAAGGAUAGUUAAAAAUUUGUCAACACAAUCUUUAGCUGUCCGCGUUGACUGUAUUGCUAGUUAGCAAGCAAGCUCGAGAGUCAUCUGGCUUUGUUGUUUAGUUCGAUAGCUGCCAAAUCAGUCAGCGUCACCAAGAAUAAUCGUGUUAUAGGAAUGCCCAAGGAAAAAUAUGACCCGCCGGAUCCAAGGCGGAUGUACACAAUUAUGUCCAGCGAGGAGGCAGCAAAUGGGAAGAAAUCAUACUGGGCUGAGCUGGAAAUCAGUGGUCGAGUGAGGAGUCUUAGCACAGCCCUGUGGUCUCUCACCCACCUCACUGCCCUUCACCUCAGUGACAACUCUCUGUCACGAAUCCCGCCAGACAUAGCCAAACUACACAACCUGGUGUACCUGGAUCUCUCAUCCAAUAAGAUCAGGAGCCUGCCGGCGGAGCUCGGCAACAUGGUGUCUCUCAGGGAAUUGCUUUUAAAUAACAACCAGUUGCGAGUUCUCCCCUUUGAACUGGGAAAACUGUUUCAGUUACAGACACUGGGGUUAAAAGGAAACCCACUUGCACAAGAUAUUAUGAGCCUCUACCAGGAACCCGAUGGCACACGGAGACUGCUCAGCUACUUGUUAGACAAUCUGGCAGGAGCUAUCAAGCGCAUACCAACCGAGCAGCCCCCUGCCCGAUCGUGGAUCUCUCUUCAGGAACCCGACCGAACACGUCCGUCAACUCUCUUCUCGGUCAUGUGCUAUAACGUGCUGUGUGAUAAAUACGCCACGAGGCAGCUCUAUGGCUACUGCCCGACCUGGGCUCUAAACUGGGAGUACAGGAAGAAGUCCAUCAUGCAGGAAAUCCUCGGCUGCAACGCAGACAUCAUCAGUUUGCAGGAAGUAGAAACAGAGCAGUACUACAGUUUCUUCCUGCCUGAGUUGAAAGAACAAGGAUAUGAUGGGUUCUUCAGUCCAAAGUCACGAGCCAGAACCAUGUCAGAGUCCGAUCGUAAACACGUGGAUGGCUGUGCGAUUUUCUUCAAGACAGAAAAGUUCGGCGCCGUGCAGAGGCACACCGUGGAGUUCAACCAGCUGGCCAUGGCUAACUCCGAGGGCUCUGAGGCCAUGUUGAACAGGGUGAUGACGAAGGACAACAUCGGGGUCGCUGUGCUGCUUGAGGUCCGCAAAGAAAUCAUGGAGAUCUCCUCUGGGAAGUCACUCCACGGCAUGGAGAAGCAGCUUCUUCUGGUAGCAAAUGCCCACAUGCACUGGGACCCAGAGUACUCAGAUGUCAAGCUGGUCCAGACCAUGAUGUUCCUGUCAGAGGUGAAGAAUAUCGUAGACAAGGCCACGCGCAGCUUCAAGUUAUCCUCCUCUGGUGAGACCAAUGCCAUUCCACUGGUGCUGUGUGCUGACCUCAACUCCCUGCCUGACUCUGGCGUAGUGGAGUACCUGAGUACCGGUGGAGUGGACUGCACCCACAAGGACUUCAAGGAGCUCCGCUACAGUGACAGCCUGACCAAAUUCAACUGCAACGGCAAGAAUAGCACAUCCAACGGCAAGAUCACUCACGGCUUCAAGUUGAAGAGCGCCUACGAGAAUGGCCUGAUGCCUUACACCAAUUACACCUUCGACUUCAAGGGUGUGAUCGAUUACGUUUUCUACUCCAAGCCUCACCUGAACGUCCUGGGCAUCCUGGGCCCUCUGGACCCCCACUGGCUUGUAGAGAACAAUGUCAGCGGCUGCCCACACCCCCACAUCCCCUCUGACCACUUCUCCCUCUUUGCUCAGCUGGAAUUGCUCCUGCCCGCUUUGCCCCCGCAGGUCAACGGGCUUCACCUGCCUGCACGCAGGUAGUGAGACCCUGCCAUACCACCUGGAGGGGGGCUGCAGCCACAGCUUUUCCUCUAAACCUCGCCCUCCUUCCUUCUACCAGCUCUUCCCUCCACCACACUGGAGGAGGAAGACACACACGUUCAGAAAAAAUAAACAAAACCCACCACACAAAACCUGUAAAAUAUUCGUACAGUGAGGUCUGGCUGACAGGGAUUUCGUACAAUGUUAUAGAUAUUCUAUAUUUUUCCUGUUUUUUUUUUUCUUUCUUUUUAGGUUGUUUUUUAACUGCUUGAUUCGGUCCAGUUUAUGCAUCACACUAUGUGUUUCGGACUCCCCUUUCCUCAUCUGAUUCACACCCUUCAUCCUCGUUUUUUCCUGUCUUUCAAACUAGAGGGGAUGGUAGCUGAUUCAGACUCAUCACACAAGGCAUCGUUAGGCUUAGGAGUUCAGGGCAAAUGCAAAAGAAAGUGGGUGUGUGGGGGGGGGGGGGGGGGGGGGGGGCAUUACCUGCAAAGCUCCAUAUCUGAUGCCCAGCACGUCUGCCUGUCCUGUAUAAAUCUAAAACCAGCAAAGACGACAGACUUGUCAGCCUCAGACCUCCAUCAUCGGCUUCUGACCCCCUGUUCUCUGAGCAGCAGGUCUCUGUGGGAGACGCCUUUAGGAGGUUUAGAGCGACUCUUCCCUGGCGGUGUCCCAGGAAGUGGAUGCAGUGCAGUUCACGUGGAUGCAGGUGAUCUGGUGUUCACAAGGUGAUCUUUUAUUCUCCUGCUGUCAUUCUGUGGUGCUGAGGCCUUUGCUUCUUCAUGGCCUCCUGUGGUGCUACAAGAUAGUCCACCUCUGACCCCUGAUGCAUUCAGCCACUAAACCUGCAGCUGCAUAGAAAAGCAGAAUCCUGAACCUGCAAUUGCCCGAUUCCCCCACCAACAACUUGUGGAGUCAGAUGAGCGAACCUGAGAGCAGCUACCAUCCUCUCUGCAGACCGUUUCACCCAAGCUUGUAUAGUUGUUAGGCUAGUCUUGUGCUUAGGAGCGCGUGCGGCCCAAGUAUCACCAUUUUGUUUUUGAGGAAGGCUGAUUGGGGGGUGGUGGGGGUUUGCUUUCACAAAUCCUUUUUUUUUUUUUUUUUGAAGUAACAACUAAUAAAUAAAACCAGCAUUCCUCUCACUAUCAGGAGCUGACGUUCAGCUCUAGCAAGCUGCAAGCAUACACACACACACACACACUUAAUGGUAAAUUGCAGGCGGAUGUGUAGCACUGUCUCCGAGGCCAGUAGUGACUUUCCCCAGCCAUACGUUACACACACACACACAUACAAAAGCAGUGAGUUUGUUUUUGUUUGGUUUUUUUCACAAGUGUUUGUACAGAAUAGAAUCUAGACUCAGUCUUUACAUGAUUGUAUAUGAACCACAAAAGACCUGUUUUCUGGCAUUUUUUGUACGGAGAGUAAAUUAUGGUCAGAUUUGAGAAAAAAAAGAUUGUAUUGUAAACUAUGGCUAAAUUUUUAUCCAGUUAAUGUUAUAAGAUGAAUUGAUAUUACCAGCUUGUACAAAAGACACGAGAGGAGGUUGUUUGUGGCGUUCGCUGUCACUCCUUUGCACUCCCCCGGAGAUGACCUGUCAUGUUUGGUGUUUUUUAUAGCUCUGGCGUUCUCUCAGCUGUUGGGUUGAUUUAUGUGCUGGCAUAUAGCUGUGAUGUAAAUAGACACCCAGUAAUCGCUACCUGUUGCUCGUCGCCCAUUAACAAAGCCACUGAUUCAGACCGCUGCCAUGGAGUUUUGAUAAAAUGCCACGCACUAACGAUCCCCCACCUGUCUGUCUAAACGUGGAGCGUGGUGGCGUCCCACGCGUGCAUCUCGCCUCACCGUAGCAGUUGAUGUUGUCUUGCACUAUUUCCACGCAGCGAACGCCCAAACAGCCUGUUCUCCUUUUUAUUUUUAAAUACUGUUAUGACAUUUGUGAAGAUUUUAUGUCCUGCUUUCUUGGGGGUUACCAUUUCUUUUUUAUGAGAUGUGACUAUGUUAUGAUGACGUGUAAACCCUUCCUGUUCAUUGAGCUCUCACAUUUUCCCCACGGACCUUCCUUUCAGUAAGGAUCAUGAAUGGGGUGUGUCGUCUUCUAUCACUUUCAGAUCCCUCUUUGUACCUGUGCACACCGUCACCCUGACCCCACCCCAGCUUCUUCUCUGGUGUCCCUGAGCCUCCACCUUAAAACUGCCCAACCUCAGACUGGAUCUAACUACUAUCCUGCUCAAGCUCUGUUGUUAUGUUUUUAAUUAAAACUUUCCACCCCACCACUUUGUAUAGAUUUUCUACCCUUGUUAUUAAAGCUAUAGUGCCAUUUGUAGACACCCCCACACCCCACCUCUGCACUGGAAAGGUUGGAAGCCCCAAGUGUCUGCUUUUAGACGAACGGAGGACGAGGGUCAGCGGGUGUAGCUGUUUUGACGUUGAAUCUCACUUGUUAUUUCAGCUUUCAUGCUUUUACUCGAUGAUCAGCACUUAGAGGAUUCAGAUGCUGUCCUCCUCCUCUGUUCAGUCAUGACAAUAAUAAAGAAAAACGUAUGUUGUUGAAACACAAAAUUUUUAAUUAAAUGCGAAAAAUGAACUUAAAAUUUCUUGUUCCUCUAAUCUGCUUUUAUUUUUUGCUCAUUUCCACAUUUUAAACCUCCAUUUCUCAGUGAAAAUCAAAAUGUCCAAAUUAGACUUUUGCUUUCCUCCUCUCUCCUGAAUGGCAUUAGUAUUGUAGUAGACUUAAAGGGUAGUUUAUUUUUUUGUAAAGUGUGAAUAAAAAGGAUGUUUCUCUUGUUUCUUUCUAAAAAGAUACAGAUUUUUUGGUGUUGACGUGUAAAAUCAUGAAUUCUAUGAUGGUGUUAUGUUUGCUGCAUUGUUUUUUUUUUUUUUGUUUUUUUUUUACUUUUAUUUGACCUUUGACCCUACACGAACCAAAACCUCUGUAGAAAUCAUGUCAACGUGUUUUCCUGAUCGGUGUCCCUGAUGGGUUCAGUGCUCCUGACGAGGCCUUGCUGAAUGUCCCGUGACUGAGGGAAAGUUAGCGUUGGUAGUUUUGGUUUGAACCCUACAGGGAUUAGAUUUUUCUCCACUGUUCAGCUUUAUUUGAGAUUGUUCCCGCAGCGCCAGCCCGCUAGUGUCGGUAGGUUAGGGCAGCCACGCUGUCUCACUAGUGGCUACAGUUCAGUAGAAAACACUGUUUUAACGGGUGUAAAACGUGUUUGUACGACAAAGCUAAUGAUGUGCCGCUAGACCGGUCCUGUGAUUCACUUUUUCGUAACUAUAUUUUUUUAGUACUACUAGUCCAUCUUACUCUGUUCUUGUGCAUUACAGUGAUUCAAUUUGUUAAAACUAGCUAGUUACUCUUGAUGGUCAUCGUUUUGACUCCCAGAUACUUUUGUUGUUUUUACCUCCUUUCCUUCGAAUAUUUGUCCAACUAUAGAUGAAUUUGACACCUUGUGAGCGCUUUUUUCCCACCAUGGCAUCGUUUAUUAUACUUUUUUUGUGUGUGUAGUAAUAUUUUUUAUUUAAUAUUUCCCUCCCUGGCUGCAUCUCUUUGUAACGGUGCACACCAAAGCUGCUUGUAGUUCCGUUUUAGUUUGUAGAGCCAAAGUUCACACCAACAGCUAGCUCACUGAUUUUUCCUUUUUUGUUAUUUUUGUCAUCGUUUUAAAUUCCAAAUCAUUGUAUUCAUGCUACGUAGGGCUGUAAGGACAGCAAGGUCAUUCAGUGUCCUUUUACGUGAUCAUCAUUUAGUUUCAGUUUGACUUUUCAGCUGAACUUGGCAAUAAUAACCAGAAACAUUCAGUCAACUCUUUAAAAUGUAGCCGUUUUGACGAUCAGUCCUCUUUUAUCUAAUCAUCCUAGACCUCACACUGCUUUCUUAGCUCAACACUUUUUACAUUUUCCUGCAUUUUGUAUAUUUGCUCAUCUCUCUCCGUCUCUCUCUCUCUCUCUCCCUCCGCCCUGCUGAUUUUAGUGGUAGUUGUUCAAUGAUCAGGAUUGUCUAUCUGUAGUCAGCUGAGUACAUAUAUUGAUCUGUGUCACUGUGUUUAUGCACUGGACCAACUAUUGUUUACCAUUCAUAAAAUACCAGCAAAAACAACAAAAAAAGAAACACUUGCACAAAGUUCAAGAAUGUUCAUUAAACCGAGACGAGAAAUCAAGGCAGCUGUUUUGAAAUCAACACCUACUGUUUAAAACUGAAGCUGAAUGGUAAACAAUGCUUUCUGUUGUACUCCCUUAGCCGUCCUUUUUUUGAUUCUCCUCGGACUAGUUUUUAUUCUUUUAUCGUUUUUCUUUCUGACUACCGUUUCUGCUUGUUUCCUUUACACCUACCUAUGUAUUUUCCUACUUCUGGUUGAAAAUAAAUUCUGUAUUAUCUGUUUCAAGCUGUGUCACUCUUAUUCUUUGCAAUGAAUAUUGAGAAUAAAUUCUAUAUCUGUU
Messenger RNA from Nothobranchius furzeri (turquoise killifish), 6645 nucleotides. RefSeq names its product CCR4-NOT transcription complex, subunit 6a (gene cnot6a). Gene Ontology annotation, biological process: nuclear-transcribed mRNA poly(A) tail shortening. Gene Ontology annotation, molecular function: poly(A)-specific ribonuclease activity; protein binding. Gene Ontology annotation, cellular component: CCR4-NOT complex; cytoplasm; nucleus. The record is from RefSeq and is a predicted model, not a curated record. NCBI's taxonomy places the organism in Eukaryota, Metazoa, Chordata, Actinopteri, Cyprinodontiformes, Nothobranchiidae.